Eurypyga helias (sunbittern) is the source of this 1575-nucleotide messenger RNA. RefSeq names its product eukaryotic translation initiation factor 4H (gene EIF4H). Lineage: Eukaryota; Metazoa; Chordata; Aves; Eurypygiformes; Eurypygidae. Bases 1 to 867 code for a protein of 288 amino acids. Gene Ontology annotation, molecular function: RNA binding. The transcript has 6 exons. The record is from RefSeq and is a predicted model, not a curated record.
AUGGAGAUGGCAGGUACGGGCAAAGGGAUAGAAAAACUAACUGAAGUUGUGAAAAAAUCCACCUGCAAGCAGUCAAACAGCACUGAGCAGCGCUAUAUGCUGUAUUACUGGCUGUGUUGGGAGUCAUGUUCCAGAGGCACUAUGCUUUUUUCUAACAGGUCUCGUGGUGGUGGCCUUGGUUCCCGCAAACAGAAAGAGCUGCCAACAGAACCCCCUUUCACAGCGUAUGUGGGAAAUCUACCCUUCAACACAGUUCAAGGAGACAUAGAUGCCAUCUUCAAGGAUCUCAGUGUAAGGAGCGUACGACUAGUCAGAGACAAGGAAACAGAUAAAUUUAAAGGAUUUUGUUACGUAGAGUUCGAUGAGGUGGAAUCACUCAAGGAAGCUCUUACUUAUGAUGGUGCACUUUUGGGUGAUCGAACACUCCGAGUGGACAUAGCAGAAGGCAGAAAACAGGACAAAGGUGGCUUUGGCUUCAGAAAAGGUGGCGGGCCUGAUGACAGAGGAUUGGCAGGAGGUUCCCGAGAAUCCAGAGGAGGUGGAUGGGAUUCCAGAGAUGACUUCAAUUCUGGAUUCAAAGACGAUGACUUCUUGGGGGGCCGGGGUAGAGGAACCCGCCCUGGAGACCGGCGACCGCCAGGUGCCUUGAUGGGAAGUGGUGGCACUGGCCGCUUCAGAGACGGGCCUCCCCUUCGUGGGUCUUCCAUGGACUUCAGAGAGCCAACAGAAGAGGAAAGAGCACAGCGACCCCGACUCCAGCUCAAACCUCGAACAGUUGCUACUCCCCUCAAUCAAGUAGCCAACCCCAACUCUGCCAUCUUCGGUGGAGCCAAGCCCCGAGAGGAAGUAGUAAAAGAGCACGACUGAGUUUGGGGUUGAGAGGGAAUGGGGAGGCGGGAGAAAAAGCAAGACAGUACAGAGUGACUAGCUCUGCUGGAAUGUCAACCCUGCAGUUUACCAUUCCUGCCAUCUGGCAUUUGUCCUCUUUGAAACCGAAAACACAGAGCUUGUGAAUGCAUGUCAGCUGUUAACAAGUGGUUUUUAGUACGUUCUUGGCUUUGCUGUAUCUAGUGCCUGCUUUGUGCUGAGUUUCCCUCUUCUGUUUCCUUCCAAGCAGCACAGUUGCCAGUAGAUAAGGCAGUGUAGCUGCUUCCACACGCGCGGCCGUCUCUGGACAAAGGUGCUGCUUCGACUUCUUCCUUUCUGGGUUUCUUUACUUUAGAAGCACCACUUAGACUUAGUUAUUGCCCUGUAUUGUUUCCUUUUAUUUCCUCAGUGCUCCUCUUCUGACCUGCAUGUCUUGUUCUGUAUUGCUGUGGCUCUGAAGAGGAAAACUGGAGAGUCCAGACGAGUUGAGCAGAGAAAUUUUUACAGUUCUAACCACGUAGUGAAGUGCCGUGGGUGACAGUGGGUGACAGUGGCUUCAAAGGCUAGAGCCCCUUGCAGACUGAGGGGGGCAGCUGCCCUCCACAGGGGUUACCAGGAGGUACCAGUUGAAUAGGUGCCAGCUGGCUGGUGGGAACCCUGGUGAGCAGGGGCCGGAAUCAGUGCGGAUAAAGCAUCCGCUGGCAGACU